Molecule: messenger RNA, 863 nt
Organism: Leptopilina heterotoma
Lineage: Eukaryota; Metazoa; Arthropoda; Insecta; Hymenoptera; Figitidae
Product: zinc finger protein 761-like
Exons: 1
Coding region: 15-389 (124 amino acids)
Source: RefSeq, a predicted model, not a curated record
ACGAAACAUGGAUUAUGGGCGAAGUGCCGCAUCUAGCAGUGAGAAGAAUUGAACAAAUGCUACCAAAAAGAAGAAGAAGAGUUAAUGACAGUGGAAACAUCUACUUCUGCCGCUAUUGCAAUCAGAUGUUUGGAAAGAAAUUUAAAAAAACAAUUCACGAAAAAACGUGCAGUCGAAAUGAUAAUUUGGAACAAAGCUUGUUGCACUCUCUAUAUUUUUGCGAUCAGUGUGGCAGUAAUUUUAAACAAAUUAAAAGUUUGAACAGACACAGAUUUUAUGAUUGUGGCAUAAUACACAAGUGCGAAAAGUGUAAUAAAAUUUUUGGAACCCAACGUAACUUGAAGUGUCAUAUUCAGAAAUGUUAUAAUACAGUAGUUGAGAAUGGUUAAUGUGGCAUAAAUAAUAUAGAAAUUAUUAUUUCGAGGGAAAUGUUUGUGACAUGCUCAUAAGAAAAGUAGAAAGAAAACAUAUUACAGCAUCGAAACUUUUUUGAAAAUUUAUUAAAGAUUUAGUUGCAAACUUCGGAGCAAGUUAAUUUUUAAGAAAGUUUCGCUGCUGUGUGGGAGGUUAUGUUUGUAUUAGAUUUUUGUUGUUUAAAAGUUCCUUUUUAAUUAUUUAAAUUUGAAAUUAGUUCUUACAUAAUAUUUUAGAUGUAACGAAAACUGGAAGUUCAAUCAUUUUUAAUAAUAAUUGAUUCUCUUUUCGUAUUUUUACUUCAAAAAUUAUAAACAUAACCUAAAAUUUUUCAUUUUUUAGGUACGUUUCUCGGGAGCGUGUCAUACAUUAUAUUUAAGAAAAUUUCACACUUUCGACAAUAUUUUGUCAAAAAAAAUCUUUUAAUAAAUAUAAAUUAUUAAAUGAAA